GGUACAUCAGUACGGAGCUGGGAAUCCGCGAGCGACUCUUCGUUGGCGUGCUAACGUCAAGAACACGCUGAACACUCUAGCGGUGGCCGUGAACCGCACCCUGGGGCAGCGCGUGGAGCGAGCCGUGUACUUCACCGGCACCCGGAGCCGCAAGAUCCCACACGGCAUGUACAUCGUGACUCACGGCGACGACCGGCCCAUCUGGAACAUGUACCAGACCAUCAAGUACGCCCACGACCGGCACGGCAACGAGUACGACUGGUUCUACUUUGUCCAGGACGACGUGUACACGGAGGGAGACCGGCUCCGGGGGCUGGUGGGCCGUCUGACCAUCGACACCGAGCUGUACAUGGGGAGGCCAGAGGAGUUUAUCGGUGGGGAGACCGAGGGCAGGUACUGCUAUGGCGGCUUUGGUUACCUGCUGUCCCGCAGCCUUCUCAACAAGCUCCAGGCUCACCUGGAAAACUGCCGCAAUGACAUCCUCAGCGCCAGGCCUGACGAGUGGCUCGGCCGCUGCCUCAUUGACUACGCUGGGGUCACCUGUGUGGACGAGUAUGAGGGCGUGCGUUACCGCUAUUUUGAGCUGGGGAAGAACACGGACCCUGAGCGGGAGGAGAGGCUCCAGUUUAAGAAUGCCUUCACCGUGCACCCAGUGCUGGAGCCCACACAGAUGUACCGUCUCCACAAGCGCUUCACGGAGAUCGAGCUCGAGAGAACCUACCAGGAGAUCAGGCACCUACAGGCUGAGAUGAAGAACCUGAGCGGGCUGACACCAGGGGAGGAGGUUAGGGAGUGGCCAGUGGGGGUUAACCCCCCCUUCCGGCCCCGCACACGUUUCGAGGUUCUGCGCUGGGAUUACUUCACGGAGGAGCAGUUGUUCUCGUGCCUGGACGCCUCCCCCAAAUGCCGCCUGUGUGGGGUGGAUCGCGCAGACGUGGGGAGUGUGAUCGAGACGGCGGUGGAGGAACUGAACCGACGAUACCAGCCAGUCCUGCACCUCCGCAAGCAGCAGCUGGUGAACGGCUACCGGCGCUUUGACCCCACGCGGGGGAUGGAGUACACCCUGGACCUGAGGCUCGAGGCCCUGACGCAGAGAGGCCACACUCGCUCCAUCACCCGGAGGGUCCAGCUGCUGCGGCCACUCAGCAGCGUGGAGAUCAUCCCCAUGCCGUACGUGACGGAAGCCACGCGUGUCAACGUGAUCCUGCCGCUCACCGCCCAGGACCGGCCCGACGCCGCCCGCUUCAUCGACCUGUUCGCCCGCAGCGCGGCCCGACCAGGCCAGAACGCCGUGCUGACCCUCCUCUUCGUCUACGACCCCCUGGAAGCCCAGCAGGUCCAUCAGAACGACGUGUUCGCGGACGUCAAGGCCAAGGUGGGCGAGUUCGAGCGGAAGCACCCGGAGGCCAAGAUCCCCUGGAUCAGCGUCAAGACAGACGCUCCGUCGCAGAUCAAGAUCAUGGACAUCGUCUCCAAGAAGCACCCGGUGGACACCUUGUUCUGUGUGGCCGAGGUGGGGACCCAACUCAGCCCCGAGUUCCUGAAUCGCUGCCGCAUGAACAGCAUCAACAACUGGCAAGUCUUCUUCCCGAUCCACUUCCAGGAGUACAGCCCGCUGGUCGCCUACCACAACCAGGACCUGCCGCCCGCCCCCGACCUGGUGAAGGACGCCGGACACUUUGACCGGCACGUCUUUGAGGAGGCGUGUUUCUACAACUCCGAUUACAUGGCCGCUCGAGCCAAGAUGGCCUCGGACGCGCUGGAGAACGAGGAGCUGUUGGAGACCAUGGACGUGUACGACGUGUUUGUCAAGUACUCAGGGCUGCACGUGUUCCGGGCGGUGGAGCCCGCGCUCCGCCACCGCCACCGCCAGCGCGGUUGUAACCCCCGCCUCGGGGAGGAACUCUACCAUCGCUGUGUCCAGAGUAGCCUCGAAGCCCUGGGCUCCCGCUCACAGCUCGCCAUGCUGCUGUUCGAGCAGGAGCAGGGCAACAGCACCUGAGACGGUCAGCGAGGCAGCCAGGGAGAGAGGGAAUGAGGGAGAGAGUGAGGGGGAAUGAGGGAGAGAGAGAGAGAGAGAGAGAGGGGGAACCUCGAAGCAGUGACGAGGGACGGAGGAGGAGCUUGAGGCUGGAAUGGACUGGACAUGUUCUCGCUUUGACCUCCUAGCCUGAAGUCACCUUCUCCAUCGUCAACCCCCACUCUUCCUCCUUCUCUUGCUCCACCCUCCCUCCUAUCUCUCUCCUCCCCUC
This is a messenger RNA of Callorhinchus milii (elephant shark), 2252 nucleotides long. Its product is annotated as chondroitin sulfate synthase 2-like. The record is from RefSeq and is a predicted model, not a curated record. Lineage: Eukaryota; Metazoa; Chordata; Chondrichthyes; Chimaeriformes; Callorhinchidae. Gene Ontology annotation, molecular function: glucuronosyl-N-acetylgalactosaminyl-proteoglycan 4-beta-N-acetylgalactosaminyltransferase activity. Gene Ontology annotation, cellular component: Golgi cisterna membrane.